This is a messenger RNA of Fonsecaea monophora, 489 nucleotides long. RefSeq lists its product as hypothetical. The transcript is spliced from 2 exons. NCBI's taxonomy places the organism in Eukaryota, Fungi, Ascomycota, Eurotiomycetes, Chaetothyriales, Herpotrichiellaceae. The coding region runs from base 1 to 489 and encodes 162 amino acids. The record is from RefSeq and is a predicted model, not a curated record.
AUGUCCGAAGUGGCUCUGGCCCUUUCGUUUUCGGACUCGAAAGCUGAGAUGGCGUGGGCUGGGACGGGCUGGGCAGCAUGUGAAAGCGGCGCCUGGGAUUCCCAUCUUGUGGCGAUCGAGGUAUGUAUCCAAGACGUCUUGGGAGUUCGUAUGGUCGCCCAAAAAGAGAUGCUACCACAAUCGACCGAGGGCAUAGUCGAAGUCCAAGGCACCCCAGAGGGCAUCGAUGCGCGGGACAGUAUCGAGAUACGCCUGGGAUUCGAGGCACGAUCCACCGUGAGACGGACAGCAGAACAAUCUCCGAGGACUUCGAAUUCGUCGAGAUCGAUAUCUCUGAGAAAGUCUGGCCAAGAUCAAGUCCCCAACUCCAACACUGCCGACAAGAUCAUCCACGAUGACUCGCGAGCCUACCCGGGUCAGUUUUCCGACGACGGGGAUUUCUUCUUUAGGUUGACACAGAACUUCAAGGUUCGGAUGGACGAUACAUGA